AUGGAAUUUCCACAUCAAAAGAUUGAUAUUUCUCAUCUUGAUAUUCCAACUGAUAUUAUUCUCGCUGAUUCUUUAUUCAACGAAACGAGUAAAAUCGAUUUGAUUAUUGGAGUAGAAAUAUUUUAUGACCUAUUACGAGAUGGUCAAAUUAAAUUUGGUCCAAACCAACCUCUGCUGCAGAACACCGCUUUAGGUUGGAUUGUUUCUGGAAGGGUUAGUAGUCAACACAUACAGCCAUCUAUAGCGAAUGUUGCUCAUGAGAGUAUUCCGUUUAUCGAACAACAAUUGGUACGAUUUUGGGAAAUCGAAUCGUGUCAAACGAAGAGUGUGUUAUCUAGAGAAGAAUCUCUCUGCGAAGAACACUUCGCCAAAACGACAGCACGAGACUCUUCUGGUCGUUUCGUCGUAGCUUUACCCAAGAAGGAAGAUGUUAUCUCCCGCAUUGGAAAUUCCAAGAAUAUUGCCAGUCGUCGCUUUAUGUCUCUUGAACGCCGUCUCCUCUCCAAUCCCGAACUGAAGGAAGCUUAUUCGAAGUUUAUCCAUGAGUGGAGAGAUUCGCCAACUCAGCCGCUUCAAACGUAUCAAUUGACAACGGUCACUUAUGGUACCUCUGCAGCUCCAUAUCUUGCAACAAAAUGUCUGCAAAAAUUAGGAGAAGAUGGAUCAAUAAUUUAUCCAGAAGCCGCAGUGAUAAUUCGCAACGAUGUAUAUAUGGAUGAUUUGCUGAGCGGUGCAGAUAGCAUCAACAAGGGGAAAGAACUGUGCAGUCAACUAAUUGAACUGGCAAAUUCUGCUGGUCUUCAGUUUCGCAAAUGGGCUUCCAAUAGCCACGAAAUAUUAGAAUCAGUCCCAAUACACCUGAGGGAUGAACGCACUCUUUUUGAACUUGAUUCUUCAUGCGCAUCGAUAAAGACCCUUGGUCUAAAAUGGGACAUAUUAUCAGACAAAUUUCUUUUCGAGAUUCCAAAGCACAGUCGAAAUUUGCCACUUACAAAACGUGUUGUUCUCUCGGACAUUGCACGACUGUUCGACCCUCUGGGGCUAGUAGGCCCAGUAGUUAUUCAAGCUAAAUUAUUCAUGCAAGAACUUUGGAAGGAAGGGAAAGACUGGGACGAUUCACUGAAUGAUAAUUACCAUCUUCGAUGGAUAAACUUCCGCAACAAUCUUAGUGAUCCAGCGAAGCUAGAAAUUCCACGUUGGAUGAUGACGUCAUUUACCAACGAGAGCACGAAAUAUCAUGGAUUUUGUGAUGCAUCAGAGCGAGCGUAUGGUGCAUGUAUCUACGUUCGCACAAUUUCGUCAGACGGUUCCAUAUAUGUACGCUUAUUGACUGCGAAGUCCAAGGUCGCCCCAAUUGGAAAAACUAAGAAGGACACAACUGUAUGUCUUCCUCGUCUUGAGCUUUGCGCAGCCCUUCUACUUAGUCACCUUUACGAAAAGGUCCAAUCUUGCAUAAAAAUGAAGGUCAAGACCUUCUUCUGGACGGAUUCAACAAUAGUCCUCCAUUGGAUAUCCGGCAGUCCAUCUCGCUGGAAAACAUUUGUUGGCAAUCGUGUUUCCGAAAUCCAGCGAAUUACCGUCAACAGUGUUUGGGCACACGUGCCAGGCAUAGAAAACCCUGCGGACGUAAUUUCCCGCGGAAUGUCACCUGAACAAUUGAAGGAAUUCACUAUUUGGUGGAACGGUCCUCCAUGGCUUUCACAAUCGCCUCGUUUUUGGCCUCCUCUCACUCGUCAAACUGGAGACAACUUCCCUCCAAAUGAAUUGGAGGAACGAUGUGUAUUUCUUUACGCCCAAACGAAACCUCCAAAUGAGAUUUUUUCGUUGUAUUCGUCGUUCACAAAAUUGACACGUGUGAUUGCAUUGUUGCAAAGAUUUAUUCAUAACGAUGACACGACGAAACGGCCACAACAAAAGACCGGUAUGUGUCGAUAA
Toxorhynchites rutilus septentrionalis is the source of this 1935-nucleotide messenger RNA. RefSeq lists its product as uncharacterized. The record is from RefSeq and is a predicted model, not a curated record. The transcript has a single exon. NCBI's taxonomy places the organism in Eukaryota, Metazoa, Arthropoda, Insecta, Diptera, Culicidae. The coding region runs from base 1 to 1935 and encodes 644 amino acids.